Cadophora gregata is the source of this 1726-nucleotide messenger RNA. RefSeq lists its product as uncharacterized. The transcript has a single exon. Lineage: Eukaryota; Fungi; Ascomycota; Leotiomycetes; Helotiales; Ploettnerulaceae. Bases 763 to 963 code for a protein of 66 amino acids. The record is from RefSeq and is a predicted model, not a curated record.
CACAUUUUCAUCGCCUAGCUCUGGGUCCUCGGCUAUCUCUACGCUACAAACACUACAAUGGGCUACGAUUGGGUUACUUUGCUUUCGGAACAUUUGAAUACGCUAUGCUGACAACUAGCACGCUCAACGAGAGUCGUGAUUCUGCUGGAGUACCUGGUACUAGUGGUGACUACAUGAUGACUAGUGGUGACUACAUGAUUCUUACCUACAGGGGACCAGGGAGCUCUCUGUAGCUGACAAAUCUAGUUCCGUUUGGUCUCGAGGAGGGAGUUAUUGUCAUUGGUGUCAGCAAGAGCUUUAAAUUUUGGCGUUCUGGAUUUUCUCUUGGCGUUGGUUUCCAGUGUCGAAAAUUUGGUGCUGCCACGAAGCUGGGACUUUGCUCACAUGCAACUUGACUUGAACGAGACAGAGAAAACAAAGAGAAUAACGAAGUUUCCGGUCCCUAGACUUCCCCUACUCAUGAUAAUUACGCUUCAAAAGAAGAAAAUUCUAUGCUGACGGUGGCAAGUUCACCAUUACAGCAGCGGUGACAAGACACCAAAAUCCAAAAUUUCGCGAACUGGGAGCUUUCAAAGGAACCACCUUCGCAGGCGACAAUGCUCGGAAUUAGAUCCGGCUUACGGAGAACUACUUCUCCGUCCUAUGCGUGGCGCAUGUGAUCAUUCAGCUCCCAACGUUUGUGCGACUUCUCGUAACCCAAUAAGCUAGCAGCUCUCGCGAGCAUCUGAGACUCCCGCAAUUUGGGCAGUCAUCAAUGCCAUCAUGGCUCUUGGUGACCGAUUCACGACGGCUGUUGGAUCCGAAGCUGCGACGAGCGAUACUGUCGAUGGCCAUACAAGAAUGAGAUUGUUGUACUUCCUGAGAUAUUUUGGGAAAGACUACGUUGCUGGCUGUUUAGGCAUUGCUUGCGAUGGCGAUAUGUGCAAGACGGCGUUCCGAAUAUGCAAGCUGCUAUCACGCUAGCGACCAAUUAUUCGCGACUGUUGAUCCCUCUGAGCUUGAAUCUGCUAUUGUUAGCGAUGCUGGUUAAUUGGAGGGAACUCAACAGAAUGAGUACUUUGUAAUUACCAGGUGAUGUAAAUGAUCAAUAAGAAGACAGGCCUACGCCUGAAACAGAAAAUAUUGCUGCUGAUUCCACGAAUUGGACUACAAGACGGGUGAGCGAAGACAAACUGAAGGCUCUCGGAGUAUCAAUGAACAACCUGAGAAGUUUUGCAAAUGCCAAGGAGAUUUGAUGCAAUAUGAAAAUUUUGCAUACCACAAAUAUGAAAUACUCCAUAGCUCAGCAUGCCAAAACCCAAAAGAUUGGCAUCGUGAUAUUGUCUAGUUGUAGGAAGUGAGGGUAUAUUACAUUGUUGGUGCGAGACGAGACGAGGUCUGGGUUACUUGAAUUUUGCUGAAGGAGAGGCUGAGGCUGAGUUCAAGCGAGGGGCCGAAAAAGGGGUGUUGGUGAGGAUUUAUCAUAGGGACAAAGGGAUGCGGCUAAUUGCCAAAAUUAGAUAUAUGAAGCAGAAAGCGAGGAACGAGUGGAAACGACCCCUUUACAAGGAAUAUUGAUGCGCUGAACCCAGUGGACUGAAGUGCGAAAUGCAGUAUACUGGCUAAGGGGUAGGUAGAGAGAACCUUGGAGGUCUUUCCCUGGAUUAUUGAUUUCUGCACGUGACCAAGGCAGAUCAAAAUGGGUACCUACCCAAGGUACCUUGAUUGGAAGGAGCCGCAAUGGAGU